UUCGACUGAUCAUGUCUUGCAGCAUGUACUUCCUCGCCGCCCUUCUGCUGCUGUCCGUCCUGGGCUCGGAGGCGGCCGAGAGUCCUUACUCCGCGCCCAUCCCCAUCCUGAAGGACGACCGGACGCAGGACGCCUACGGAGGCUACACCUUCGACUUCGAGUCCGGCAACGGCAUCGUCCGCCAGGAGUCCGGGAAGGAGAGCGACGGACAGGCGAAGGAGGGAGGCUGGAGGUACGAGUCCCCCGAGGGCGUCCCCGUCGAAAUCUCCUUCGUGGCCGACCAGGGGGGGUACCAGCCCCAGGGGGCGGUCAUCCCUGUGCCUCCCCCCCUCCCCUACCAGAGGUCCGGGAACUAGGAUCAUUUUCCAGGAGUGAAAGUGAAGAAACUUUAUCCGGAAAUUGAGACUUUUCUUUUAAAGCGAAAGUGAGAAAAGAAAUUCUUAUUCUGCCUCUUCUUCUUCUGUUCUUGCUACUACCUUUCUUAUUCUUACUUCCCUUCUUAUUGUU
This is a messenger RNA of Penaeus chinensis, 507 nucleotides long. RefSeq names its product endocuticle structural glycoprotein SgAbd-8-like. The record is from RefSeq and is a predicted model, not a curated record. Lineage: Eukaryota; Metazoa; Arthropoda; Malacostraca; Decapoda; Penaeidae. Gene Ontology annotation, cellular component: chitin-based extracellular matrix. Gene Ontology annotation, molecular function: structural constituent of chitin-based larval cuticle. The coding region runs from base 12 to 356 and encodes 114 amino acids. The transcript has 3 exons.